Molecule: messenger RNA, 1077 nt
Organism: Acanthoscelides obtectus
Lineage: Eukaryota; Metazoa; Arthropoda; Insecta; Coleoptera; Chrysomelidae
Source: the annotation of a GenBank genome assembly
UUCUUGGAUAUGCUACACUAGCACACGCCAGUCUCUCAAAUUAAAUUACAGUUCUCAGUUUGGGUUGUCAGGUGUGCACGGAGUAGCAAAAUGGACUUGAAAGUGAUAAGUGUCGUGAUCGUAGCCUGUACGUGCCUAGUCAACGCCGGCCCUGUAGUGGAUGAUGGCACCAAGGGACAACAUAUCAAUUCGGUACACAACGAAAAACCUACAAUAGAGGAAUCUCUAUUUAAGAAACUGAACCUGAAAUGCUCUAAUCACGACGUCAGCUCGUGCAUGAUGCUCAAGUUGGUCACCUACUUCAACAAACUGAUGAAGAAGUCCAACAUCGAGCUAGGCGACGUGGAAAUCACCCAGACCUCAUCUGAGACUGUAAGCGUAGAAACUUCGAGGAGUUUCAACGACAUUGAGAAAAUGACUGAGGAGGAACAGCUCGCUGAGGUGCUCACCAACAAGGCGUAUAACUUCAUCAGGACAAGAUCGUUGAAGUGGAGGGUAACUGAUGGUGCAGAUUUGGUUUUGUCUGGCAACCCAGAUAAAGAUGGCGGGAUCAGCCUUGGUCUAUCUCUGAGGCCAGUAAAGGACGUCGAAGAAAGCCGUAAGAAGAAGGGAGGCCAAGGAGGUAUGCAAGCUAUCAUGGCUGCAGCUAUCAUGAAGAUUGGUCUGCUCAAAGCACUCGCUUUCAAAGCUCUCGUAAUGCUCGUAGGAAAGGCACUCUUGGUCAGCAAGUUGGCGUUGGUAUUAGCAGCCAUCAUCGGGCUGAAAAAGUUGUUCCACCAGGAGAAGCACGUGACAUACGAAGUAGUUGCUCACCCACACCAUGAACAUCACGAGGCUCACCACGUUGAACACGCUGGCCACUCUGGAGGCGGUUUCGAUGGAGGUCACGGAGGAUGGGGCAGGAACUUCGACAGCCAGGCAGCUCAAGACCUGGCCUACAGUGCUCACAUUCCUUCCAACUAAAGUGUGAUUUUUCGCAGAAGCCAUAUUGGUCUCGACGAUUUUAUUUAAUAAUUUAUUGUAUUUAUUUUCUGAGUGUUUGUUUUGUUAAAUAAAAAGAAAUUUUCUUGUUACCAA